CCAUCCCCCGGGUCUGUCAUCCCGCGCUGUGGCCAUGGCAGCGCCGUGCUGGGCCGUGCGGGGUGCGCCUUGCCGCCCCUCUCCGGCCCUGCUGACGCCGCUCCCUCCGCCGGCACGGAGCAGCCCGGGGACAGAGGCCGAGGCGGGUGGUGUCGGGGGCAGGCUGCGUUCUCGGGGAAGGUGGAGGGGGAAACGGGUCUCCGAGCACUGAAAGCUCCCGCCUGGGCAGCAGCUGGAGGGGAGCACGGUGCCUUCUCCUGCCGUGCAGAUCUCUAGAAAAACGGACUGAUGGCUUCUGCACCUGUUUCACAGCCUCCUCCUAAAAAAACGGUGGCCUCUCACGUGCCUUUUGCAGAUCUCUGUUCUACUCUCGAGCGAAUACAGAAGUCCAAAUCCCGUCCAGAGAAAACCAAGUAUUUCAAGGAUUUUCUGGAUUCCUGGAGGAAAUUCCACGAUGCACUUCAUCAGAAAGAGAAAGAUGUCACAGAUUCCUUUUACCCAGCUAUGCGUCUUAUUCUCCCACAGCUGGAAAGAGAAAGGAUGGCAUAUGGAAUUAAAGAAACUAUGCUUGCAAAGCUCUAUAUUGAACUGCUUAGUUUACCAAAAGAUGGAAAAGAUGCUGCAAAACUUUUAAAUUACAGAACACCUACGGGCUCACGUGGAGAUGCUGGAGAUUUUGCAAUGAUCGCAUACUUUGUGCUAAAACCUAGGAGCCCAAAACAAGGCAGACUGACAAUAGAACAAGUCAAUGAACACUUAGAUGCAAUUGCUAAUAAUAAUGCUGCUAAAAACAAGGGUCAGUUAAAGAAAAGUCUUCUUCAGCUAAUUACCCAGAGCACAGCACUGGAACAAAAAUGGCUUAUCCGAAUGAUUAUAAAGGAUCUAAAGCUUGGUGUUAGUCAACAAACUAUAUUUUCAAUUUUUCAUCCUGAUGCUGCUGAAUUGCACAAUGUUACUACUGAUUUGGAAAAAGUUUGCAGACAACUGCAUGAUCCCUCUGUCUCGCUUAGUGAUGUUUCUAUCAUGUUGUUUUCUGCCUUUAAACCAAUGCUUGCUGCUAUUGCAGAUGUCCAGCAAAUUGAGAAACAAAUGAGUAACCAGACAUUCUACAUAGAAACUAAGCUGGAUGGUGAACGUAUGCAGAUGCACAAAGAUGGGGAUGUGUACAAGUAUUUUUCCCGAAAUGGGUUUGACUAUACUCAGCAAUUUGGUGCUUCACCCCUUGAAGGUUCAUUAACGCCAUUUAUUCAUAAUGUAUUUAAGAGCAAUAUACAAAAUUGCAUUCUUGAUGGUGAAAUGAUGGCUUACAAUCCUGAGGCACAAACUUUUAUGCAAAAAGGAAACAAAUUUGACAUAAAAAGAAUGGUGGAGGACUCUGAUCUGCAGACCUGCUUCUGUGUAUUUGAUGUAUUGAUGGUUAAUGAUCAGAAGUUGGGGCAUGAAGUACUAAGCAAAAGAUAUGAAAUCUUAAGUAGUGUAUUUACUCCGGUAAAGGGCAGGAUACAUGUUGUCCAUAAGAGAAAUGCCAGAACAAGAAAAGAAGUAAUUGAUGCUUUAAAUGAAGCCAUAGAUAAUAGGGAGGAAGGGAUUAUGGUGAAAGAUCCCAUGUCCACCUACAAGCCUGACAAACGUGGGGAAGGCUGGUUAAAAAUCAAGCCAGAAUAUGUCAGUGGACUCAUGGAUGAGCUGGACCUUUUAAUUGUUGGUGGUUACUGGGGGAAGGGGUCUCGUGGUGGAAUGAUGUCUCAUUUUCUAUGUGCUGUUGCAGAGACGCCCCCUCCGAAUGAAAAACCAACCAUUUUCCACUCCAUUUGUCGUGUUGGCUCUGGCUAUACUAUGAAAGAGUUGUAUGAUCUAGGCUUGAAACUGGCUAAACACUGGAAGCCUUACCAUAGGAAGGACCCUCCUGGUAACAUUUUGUGUGGAGCUGAAAAACCUGAAAUGUACAUUGAACCUUGCAACUCUGUCAUAGUUCAGAUCAAGGCAGCUGAGAUUGUUGACAGUGAUAUGUAUAAAACUGACUGUACUUUGAGAUUCCCCCGAAUUGAGAAAAUAAGGGAAGACAAAGAAUGGUAUGAGUGCAUGACCUCUGACAUGUUAGAAGACCUCAGAAACAAAGCACAAGGAAAGCUGGCGUCUAAGCACCUUCAUAUAGAUGAGUACGAUGAACCGCAUGAGAAAAAAAGGAAAACUGUUUCAAAGGUGAGGAAGGUAAUUGGAAUAGCUGAGCAAUUUAAAGCUCCUGAUCUUUCUAGUGUAAGCAAGGUUUCAAAUGUGUUUGAAGAUGUUGAGUUUUGUGUUAUGACAGGAAUGGGAAAAUACUCAAAGUCUGAGCUGGAAAGCAGAAUAGCCCAAUGUGGUGGCAGUGUGGUACAGAACCCGGGGCCGGAGACUUACUGUGUCAUUGUGGGAGCUGAGAAUGUCAGAGUGAAAAACAUCAUUGCUUCCAACAAAUACGAUGUGGUGAGGGCAGAGUGGCUCCUUCAGUGUUUUCAAACCAAAAUGCUGGUGCCUUGGCAACCAGCCUUUAUGAUUCACAUGUCUCCUGACACAAAAGAACAUUUUGCUCGUGAGUAUGAUUGUUAUGGAGACAGUUACACAGCAAACACAGAUGUUGUGCAGCUCAAGGAAGUGUUCUCAAGAAUGAAAGACAAUAAGGCAAUGCCUCUGGACUUGAUUGCAGAGCUGGAAGAACGUUAUUGGUGUAACAGUUGUCAGCUUGGUAUAUUCAGAGGAAGCACUAUUUAUGUGGACUGUUACGCUGUUGUUAAUGAGCCCCAAAGCAAAAUCCCUGGAACUACACUAUCAAUUAAAGCUUUGGAACUCCGUUUUUAUGGUGCAGAAGUAGUUUCUCACCUUGAAGAGGGUGUCUCCCAUGUUGUUGUAGGAGAAGAUUGUUCACGGGUAGAAGAGAUGAAAGCACUCAGGAGAACAUUUGGGAAAAAAUUUAAAAUUGUAUCUGAGCUGUGGGUAACACACUCAGUGGAGGAAGGAGUCGCAAAGAAUGAAAAUCAGUACUUAGUUUAAAACAGUUUUUAAGAUUGGAGCAAAGGCACGGUUAGACUCGGAUUUUGUGAGAUUGUCCUAAAUUUUUUGUGUGUUUUCAUGUCUAUUUAAAGCUGGCUCUGGCUAAAGAAUUGCUGAAAUCAGAGAAAGGCUUUUAAUUUUACUGUUGCGGAAACAGGAGGAUGCUAAGCUGUGUUGGAGGGAAAAAAAACACCACAAGAUAAAUAAUUUAAGCCUUUUAAUCCACAAACAGGUCUCAGGAGAGAUCUACAAUUUUAUAUAAAUAAAAUAUGUUUGAAACUGGCUAGUUUGUUCUAGCAGUAAUUUAUAAAUUUAAUCUGGACUGUUUUAAUUUGCUUACAUUGGUUUUAGCAUUAAGCACCACACAGCCUCAGAAGCACUUGGAUUUUAGGAUAUUGUGUAGAUUCCAUGUUUGUGUAAAUAGCCUUUGUACAAAAGAAACGAAACCUUUCAUUGAGGUGAUAAUGAAUUAAUAAUGACCUAUAUAUAUGUGAAAUGCAAAUCAAUUACUUAAGAAUUGUAAUAACUUCCUGUGCUCAUUACAGUUUAACUGUGAAUUGUGACAGGACUAGGCUUUUACAAUUAACCAUCAGUUUAUCUUUUAAAAAUGCUUCUUAAGUUAUUGUAGGAUUAAUUUCCAAAUAUCCAAAUAGUUCCAUGUAUAUUUUUCCAAUUACUAAAUAAAAUAUAUUUUUAAA
This is a messenger RNA of Onychostruthus taczanowskii (white-rumped snowfinch), 3725 nucleotides long. RefSeq names its product DNA ligase 4 (gene LIG4). The transcript has 2 exons. Gene Ontology annotation, biological process: DNA biosynthetic process; nucleotide-excision repair, DNA gap filling; immunoglobulin V(D)J recombination. Bases 289 to 3027 code for a protein of 912 amino acids. The record is from RefSeq and is a predicted model, not a curated record. Gene Ontology annotation, cellular component: DNA ligase IV complex; DNA-dependent protein kinase-DNA ligase 4 complex. NCBI's taxonomy places the organism in Eukaryota, Metazoa, Chordata, Aves, Passeriformes, Passeridae. Gene Ontology annotation, molecular function: DNA binding; ATP binding; DNA ligase (ATP) activity.